AUGUGUGGUAUCUUUGCUGUCUACAACUAUCAAGGCGAUAUUGAAGCCUAUCGUCAGCGUGCCCUGUAUCUUUCCAAAAAGAUUAGACAUCGCGGUCCCGAUUGGUCUGGUUGUUAUACUGUCAAGAACCACAUCUUGUGUCAUGAACGUCUCGCCAUUGUUGGUGUUGGCUCCGGUGCUCAACCCAUUGUCAGCGAUGAUGAGGACAUCAUUCUCAGCGUCAAUGGUGAGAUCUACAACCACAAGCAAUUAAGACACGAGUUGAAGGGAGAGCAUCACUUCAAGACUGAGUCUGACUGUGAAGUCAUUAUGCACAUGUACAAGGAACAAGACAAGGAUCUCGUCCAAAACUUGGAUGGUUUCUUCUCCUUUGUGCUCUUGGACAAGAAGCGUAACCGCAUCAUUGCUGCUCGUGAUCCUAUUGGUAUCACUACUCUUUACUAUGGUUGGAAUUCCAAGAUGCCCGAAACCAUCUAUUUCGCCUCUGAACUCAAAUCCCUCAACGAAGACUGUGACAAAAUCUUGGCUUUCCCUCCUGGUCAUGUAUACGACUCUGAUACCAAGGAAACCACUCGUUGGUUCAACCCCACUUGGUGGGACGAGAGCAAGAUCCCCACCAACCCUGUGGAUUAUACCAAGUUGAGAGAGUCCCUCGAAAAGGCUGUUCGCAAAAGAUUGAUGGCCGAGGUUCCUUAUGGUGUCUUGCUGAGUGGUGGUCUUGAUUCCAGUUUGAUUGCUGCCAUCGCUGCUCGUGAAACUGAAAAGAUUGCCGCUGGUAUCAAGGGCUCUGAGAGUGAGGAUGACACCUUUGAUGAGAGCGGACCUGCUUUGUGGCCUCGUCUUCAUUCCUUCUCUGUUGGUCUCCCGGGUUCCCCCGAUUUGAUUGCUGCUCGUGAAGUCGCGAAACACUUGGGCACUGUCCACCACGAAUAUACCUUUACCAUUCAAGAAGCAUUGGAUGCUGUUAGUGAUGUGAUCUAUCACCUCGAAACCUAUGAUGUUACUACCAUCCGUGCCUCUACUCCUAUGUACCUCUUGUCUCGCAAGAUCAAGGCUUUGGGUGUCAAGAUGGUCUUGUCCGGUGAGGGUGCUGAUGAAGUCUUUGGUGGCUACCUCUACUUUCAUAAUGCUCCUGACAAGGAGUCAUUCCAUACUGAAACUGUCAAUCGUGUCAAGAACCUGCACACAUCUGAUUGUCUCCGUGCCAACAAAUCCACCAUGGCCUGGGGUGUUGAAGCUCGUGUUCCCUUCCUCGACAAGAACUUUUUGGAAAUUGCCAUGAACAUUGAUCCUGCUGAAAAGGUGCCUGACAGAUCCAUUGGUAAGAUGGAAAAGUACAUUGUUCGCAAGGCGUUUGAUACCUCUGAUGAUCCAUCUGCCAAGCCCUACUUGCCCAAGGAGAUUCUCUGGCGUCAAAAAGAACAAUUCUCUGACGGUGUUGGUUACAGUUGGAUUGAUAGUUUGAAGGCUGUCAGUGAGAACAAGAUUUCUGAUGAGGAUUUCGCUCAAGCUUCAGCCAAAUGGAAGAAGGAUGCUCCCACAACAAAGGAAGCCUACAUGUACCGUGUCAUGUUUGAUCAAUGGUAUCCCCAAGAAGCUUGUACUGCCUCUGUUGUGAGAUGGAUUCCCAGAGCUGAUUGGGGUUGCCCUGAAGAUCCCUCUGGCCGUGCUCAAAAGGUUCAUGAACAAGCUUAUGAAGUCAAGAAAUAA
This is a messenger RNA of Mucor velutinosus, 1710 nucleotides long. RefSeq lists its product as uncharacterized. The record is from RefSeq and is a predicted model, not a curated record. Gene Ontology annotation, molecular function: asparagine synthase (glutamine-hydrolyzing) activity. The transcript is spliced from 4 exons. The coding region runs from base 1 to 1710 and encodes 569 amino acids. Gene Ontology annotation, cellular component: cytosol. NCBI's taxonomy places the organism in Eukaryota, Fungi, Mucoromycota, Mucoromycetes, Mucorales, Mucoraceae.